AUGGACUCACAGCUCACCCACGUCAAUUCGUCCGAGUGGCCUGACCGGCGAGCCCAUAUCGAGCUCGUCUUCGAUCACGACAGCUUGACCAAUGCGAACCUCUUGGUCAAAGGCGGCACGAUGGUCAUAUGCUGCAUCAGAACAGGCCGCUCCAUGUCGCGCACAGAGCUAUUUCAGGCAGGACCCAUCGAUGAGCCUUUACAGCCGAACGGUGGUGCGCCGACCAACCUAGUACGAGCCGCACGCAUCGACAGGAACGAGAUCCUCCCGGAUGCCGUGACGUUCGCCGGUAUGCAGGAGAUAAUGACGAAGAAGUGGCUGCAAGGCAACACGUUCAGCGCAAACUUCCCGGGGUCUGGCGAGGUUCGCUACAUUCGGAAGCCCACCAGCAUGCACGAGCUUGCGGUCAAUAGCUGA
This is a messenger RNA of Trametes versicolor FP-101664 SS1, 417 nucleotides long. RefSeq lists its product as uncharacterized. The record is from RefSeq and is a predicted model, not a curated record. NCBI's taxonomy places the organism in Eukaryota, Fungi, Basidiomycota, Agaricomycetes, Polyporales, Polyporaceae. The transcript has 3 exons. The coding region runs from base 1 to 417 and encodes 138 amino acids.